AUGAAUAGCUUCUUAUGGGCCGUCCUCCUCAUCCUCUCCCUCAUACCCCUCCUCAUCAUCCGGUUUCGCAAAGGCUUCCUAGCGCCACUGCUCCAGCGCAUCCUCCCCAAUGCCGGCUGCAGCACGGAUGUCAAGCGCAUGGCGCCGUACCCGGCGCAACCCAUCAAAGGCCGCGAACGAUACCGGGUCAUGAUGGACAUCCGCAAGCUGGACGUGGCCAACUGGCUCACCGUCGACAAGAACUACAUGGACGAGCACCAGGUGCGCAGCCGCCUGCUGAAGGAGGAGCGCGACCAGGUCCUGCAGUGUCUGCCCGAGUCGUACGACGCGUGCCUCGAGGCGCUGGAGGAAGUCGUCGAGUUCUUGUGCCAGCGCUUCCCGAAUGUCUUUGAAUGCAAGAAAUCCGGCGACGAGUCGACGAUCCACAACCGCAUGACCGGGGAGACGUUUGUGUUUGGUGGGGAGAAUACGCAAAUGGAUCCGUUGGAGAUUGCGGUGCGCCUCACCAUGGAGGAUCUGAGUAUCCUGAUGCAGAGAGAGGAUGGCGAAUUCUACUUAGCCGCCAGCGCCAGUCUCUUCCCCGUCGGCUGGACAGUCAAAGAACGCAUCGGAUGGACCAUCUCCCAGCUACAUAACCCCGUCCCUCUGUGGCAUCAACAGGUCGCCAACUCCGUCAGCAAAUUCCUCGCCCGCCUCACCCCAGCCUCCCCCAUGGAACGCUCCAACUACUUCGUCGAGGUCAAACGCCCCAACGAAACCCUCUUCGAGAUCCUCUACCGCCCCACCACCCUUUCGGAGGAAAACCCCAGCCCAGCCCCGGAGGACAUCGUCAUCCGUCGCGAGCGCCAGACCUUCCGCCGCCUGCCCCGCACCGGCACCAUCGUCUUCGGCGUCAAGACCUUCCUCACCACCCUCGACGAGCUCCCCAUGCAGGAACUGCGCAAUCUCGCAAAGGAGACCCGCAGCUGGCCCGAUGUCAUCGGCGAGUACAAGGGCCGCGAGGUCUGGGGGCCCAAGGUCCUGGAGUUUUGCGAGAGGAAGACCGGUGCGUUACUGGACGAGAAGUUGGAGGUAUAG
Messenger RNA from Aspergillus clavatus NRRL 1, 1077 nucleotides. Its product is annotated as heme-dependent oxidative N-demethylase family protein. Bases 1 to 1077 code for a protein of 358 amino acids. The transcript has 3 exons. NCBI's taxonomy places the organism in Eukaryota, Fungi, Ascomycota, Eurotiomycetes, Eurotiales, Aspergillaceae. The record is from RefSeq and is a predicted model, not a curated record.